CCAGCGACGAAACCAGAAGGCUGAAUAACUUUUGGAAUUUUCAGUUUCCAUUAAACUAAACUAUUGUCUCACUCUAAUUGAAAGUGUUUCAAAUCAAUUUCUUCUUUUCGACAUCGACAUCAAUUCCAUCAACAGAAUGGCAAAUACAGAAUGGAAAACGAUUUUCGUAACUGGAGGUGCCGGUUAUAUUGGUAGCCACUGUAUUAUUGAGCUUUUGGAAAAAGGAUACGAUGUAAUAUCAAUUGACAACUUUACAAAUAGUGUAAAUGAAGGAGAUGGGCAAUCGGCGGCUUUGAAAAGAGUUGAAAAAAUAACGGGAAAGAAAGUCAAAUUUUACAACUGUGAUCUUCUCGAUAAAGACAGACUCCAAGAGGUUUUCAAUAAGCAAAAAAUCGAUUGCGUUAUUCACUUUGCAGCCAUAAAAGCUGUAGGUGAAUCUAUGGAAAUUCCAUUACACUAUUAUCGAAAUAAUAUAAUUGGUGCUAUCAAUUUACUGGAGGUAAUGAAAGUUGCUGGAUGUUUUCAAUUAGUUUUCAGUAGUUCGUGUACAGUUUAUGGUGAACCAAAGAGACUCCCUAUAACAGAAGAUCAUCCAACUGGAAACAUAACAAACGUUUACGGUCGAACAAAAUAUUUUAUCGAAGAAAUGCUAAACGACAUAACAAGAGCUGAGAAAAGUUGGAAUAUAAUUUCGCUGAGAUAUUUUAAUCCAGUGGGUGCACAUUCAAGUGGUUUAAUAGGUGAAGAUCCCACAAAAAAGUAUACAAAUUUAAUGCCUUAUAUAUCACAAGUUGCAUUAGGUCUUAAGCCUGAACUUGUAAUUUUUGGUGGUGAUUAUCCUACUGAAGAUGGAACAGGUAUUCGCGAUUAUAUUCACGUUAUGGAUUUAGCAACGGGACAUGUGGCUGCUUUGACGGCUCUAUAUAAGAAACACAUGAGAUUAAGGAUAUACAAUUUAGGAACGGGUAAAGGAGUUUCAGUUCUUAAAUUAGUAAAAAUCUUUGAAAAAGUAACAGGAACAUCAGUGCCUUAUGUCAUUAAAGAGAGGCGAGAAGGAGACAUUACAUCAAUGGUUGCAGAUACAACAUUAGCCGAAGAGGAACUUGGUUGGAAAGCAAAGUUCAAUGUUGAACAAAUGUGUGAAGAUUUUUGGAGGUGGCAAUCAAUGAAUCCACACGGAUAUCGUUCAUGUAUAAAAAAUGGAAAUUCAGAAAAAUAGAUAAAAGUAAAAAUUUAUAAAAAAAUGCAACAAGUGUCAGUAUAGUAUGCCAAAAGAUAACUAAAUAUUAAAAUUUUUCUCUUCACGCAGUAAUAUUGAUAUUGUAAUCUAAUUUAUUAAAAAAAAGAAAAAAGAAAUUAAAAGUUGUUUCACUUACGGUAAUAAAAAUUCUAUUCUUGGACCUGAAA
Molecule: messenger RNA, 1407 nt
Organism: Leptopilina heterotoma
Lineage: Eukaryota; Metazoa; Arthropoda; Insecta; Hymenoptera; Figitidae
Product: UDP-glucose 4-epimerase-like
Exons: 7
Coding region: 137-1219 (360 amino acids)
Biological process (GO): beta-D-galactose catabolic process via UDP-galactose, Leloir pathway
Cellular component (GO): cytosol
Molecular function (GO): UDP-glucose 4-epimerase activity
Source: RefSeq, a predicted model, not a curated record